Molecule: messenger RNA, 2041 nt
Organism: Lathyrus oleraceus (garden pea)
Lineage: Eukaryota; Viridiplantae; Streptophyta; Magnoliopsida; Fabales; Fabaceae
Product: GTP cyclohydrolase 1
Exons: 2
Coding region: 454-1863 (469 amino acids)
Biological process (GO): tetrahydrobiopterin biosynthetic process; tetrahydrofolate biosynthetic process
Cellular component (GO): cytoplasm
Molecular function (GO): GTP cyclohydrolase I activity; zinc ion binding; GTP binding
Source: RefSeq, a predicted model, not a curated record
AAAAUUGAGUGUUGCAAAAUUGGUGAUGUUGUACUCAUUGAGAUAGAUAUCCUAUGUCUUGGGCAACAACACCAUCCACCCCACAAAUUCCGUUCCUUUUCUUUGCUAUUCUUCUCAUUAUGAUUAUUAGUACAUUAUAGACUAAAAAAAAUAAAACUCAUAAACCAUGAUCCACACAUUCCAACAUCAACCUUAACCCAACAUUUAUGGAUCUUUACACACCCUCUUACAUUUUUUAAAAAUUUUUUGUGUGUGUCUUUGAUUUGUGACUUACGUGUGUUCAUGUUUUUGAUUCAUUUGAUGUUGUUCUCAGAAUUUGGGUUGUUACCCUUUUGAACCCUUCAUUUGGUUUGUUGGAAAGUUUGAUACUUUUUGCAACCCUUCAUUUGGUUUGUUGGAAAGUUUGAUACUUUUUGCAAAUCUGUGUCAAUUUUGGAUUAUCCUAUAAUUUCAAUGGGGUGUUUUGAUGAGGGGCAUUUCAAUGGUGAGCUUGAAAAUGGAGUGAGUAUUGGGUAUGGUGAGAUUGAGGAUGAUGCAAAUAAAGUUGCUAUUGAGGAUGCUGUGAAGGUCCUUUUGUUGGGUCUUGGUGAAGAUAUUAAUAGGGAAGGUCUUAAGAAAACACCACUUCGUGUUGCAAAAGCUUUACUUGAAGGAACUAGAGGUUAUAGACAAAAGGUGAAGGAUAUUGUUGAAGGUGCUUUAUUUCCUGAAGCUGGCCUAGAUAAUAAUAAAAUUGGCCAUGCUGGCGGUGCAGGCGGACUUGUAAUUGUCCGAGACAUUGACCUCUAUUCCUACUGUGAAUCUUGCUUGCUACCUUUCCAGGUCAAAUGUCAUGUCGGUUAUGUCCCUUCUGGCCAAAGAGUUGUUGGAUUAAGCAAGCUCUCUCGUGUAGCCGAAGUAUUUGCUAAACGUCUUCAAGAGCCUCAGCGUCUAGCAGACGAGGUGUCUUCGGCUUUGCAACAGGGAAUAAAACCGGCAGGCGUUGCCGUUUUACUUCAGUGUACACAUAUUCACUUUCCAGACAUCGAAUCAAUCUUUCUAGAAUCAAACCAAAAAGGAUGGGGGAAGAUAGAUGUUUCAUCGGGUUCUGGUGUCUUUGAAACCAAAAACGCCGACGAAUGGUCUGAUUUCUUUUACCUUAUUAAAUCUAGAGGUGUCGAUAUGGAAACAGUUCAUCUGCGAGCUUCGUCUGAGCAAUGCUGGUGUCCGUCUCUCUCCACCAUUUCCACUAAAGUUUCCUCCAAAACCGGACCGAUUAAUCCGUCAAUGGUCACCGCAGUAUCAUCAAUUCUAAAAUCUUUGGGAGAAGAUUCGGUUCGGAAGGAGCUUGCAGGGACACCUAACCGUUUCGUAAAAUGGCUGUUGAACUUCCAAAGCAUAGACAUGGAUGUGAAGCUAAACGGCUCCCUUUGUUGCGGGAUAAAACCUUUGAUUGCCGCCAGCGAGGUGGCAAACAACAUCGACAAACAAAUAUACACCGAGUUGAACUUGCCGUUUUGGUCACAAUGUGAGCAUCAUAUACUUCCAUUUCACGGCGUCGUUCACAUAGGAUACUUCCUUUCAGAAGGGUUCAAUCCAAUAGGAAAAUCACUUCUACAGUCAAUAGUUCAUUUUUACGGUUUCAAGCUCCAAGUUCAAGAAAGACUUACGAAGCAGAUAGCAGAAACUGUAUCGCCGCUUUUAGGUGGAAAUGUAAUAGUAGUAGUAGAAGCAAGUCACACAUGCAUGAUUUCUAGAGGAAUUGAGAAGUUUGGAAGCAGUACAGCUACUAUUGCUGUGUUAGGAUGCUUUUCAAAUGACUUUGCUUCAAGAACCUCAUUCUUGCAAAUUAUUGCAAAUGCUUCUUCUUCUGGAUUGCAAUAGUGGUUCUUCUUGGAUCAAUUUUUCAGUGAUUACUUGCAUUCAUUCUAUGCAUUUUUUAAGGUUUUAAAACCAAUGCAGCAGCUUACAUGCACAAUUACAUUGCUGUCUUGUGUCUUACCUUGUUUAAACUCUUAGCCUUCUUUUUUCUCUGUUUAAUUAUGCUUUUAGUCUUGCAGCU